AAGUGAGAUAGAUGCCUCUCUGGCCCUCUCUCUCCCUCUCUCUCUUAUGGGUUUGGGGGAUGAUCCUUCUCUCUGGCUUCUGAGAAAAAUUCGAUUUUGGUCGGAGCGCUUCAUCGAAUUCCCAAUAGGGAAACCCUAAUCCACACUGAUCGCGAGGCGAGGUAGGGAUUUCGAUCGUUUUAUUUUAAGACUAUCUCGGUUGGUUGGUUUGAUCUCAUGGUCGGUUAGUUCUGUUUCGGUGCUCGGGAGAAUUCCUUAAUCCAUCUCGAACUCUGAAUUCUGGAUUUAAUUCGAUUUCCUUUCCUUUAAAUUGCUGUUUUCAUCGUAAAUUUGCAAGAAUGUGUCAGCAAGUUGGGAUCUUGUCACCUUGUUUUGUUUAUAAGCUCUCUGAAAUGGAUUUCAGUUGCGGUCUUUGAUGGCUGAAUUCUUCUAAGAACUUUAUGGAAUUUGAUGAGUCGGAUCCAAGAAAUGAAUUUCUGAUAGUGGAAAUUGGAAAGCUAAUUCCUUAACAAUUUCGAAGGCUGUUUUGAUGGGCUGAAAGAAUUCAUCAUUUGAGGUCAGUUAGGUCGAAUUCGAUACGGCAAGCUGAUUCCAGAAUUCGAAAACAUAAGUAGUGGAUUCUGAAGGGUGUUGGAUGGAUUCUUUUGAUCUCAACACGCACUUGCCUCCUCGGAAGCGACUACUUGCCGGGCUAAAGAAGGAGGUCCAUGAUUGUGAUUUCUUGUUUCCUUUUCCUUUCAUUUCUAGUGAUCUCAAUGCCCGUCUCCGUGAUAUUAUCAACUCGACAACUUGUUCGCCAGAUGAGAUCAUUGAGGCGACAAACUCAGUAGCUUUGGUGACUGCAGAGGUUGCUGCUGCUGCGAGAGCUACUGCAAUGGAAAAAGCGGCUGCUGCUGUGAAGGCCAGGACUGCUGCCAAGAAUGCCUUAGAGUUUCUAGAUUAUAUUUCAAGGAGUGAAGCUGCCCGAAAGGGUUGCCCGGCCAAAACCAAAUCACGAAAGAAACACGUGGCAGUCGAGUUCUUGUAUAGGAAUAAACGGCCUGCAGGGAGUGAAGAAACUGAUGAAGAAUUGGCCCGGAGGUUGCAUCAAGCUAUGAACAGUUCCCCAAGAAUUUCAUACAAUAAACAGAAGAAGCUUUGUCAUUCUGGGAAAGAGGAGGUUCCUGAUGGUAUUGCUGUGUCCAAUGGAAACUCUUCUGUUUCAUGUGAUAAAGUUGUUCAGUUCAAUAAUGGACAAUCUGCAGAUAAAUUGGAGGAAAAGAUUGUGGUCUGUUCCAAAGAUGACCUUUUUGAGAGGGAAGAGGAAGAGUCUAGCCGUCCUUUAGAAAAGCAUCAUCAUCAGUCUAAGGAUAGAGGAAUUGCUGGUUGUAGGAAAGUGAAAAUUAAGCAAAAGAAAUUGCCUUUAAGUCAAUGUAAUGCCAGGGAUAUGGGAGAAUCCAAAGAGGCUCCAAGCUUUGUGCAUCAUUCAAUGGCCCCGAAAUCAGAGUUGGAUCAUGUAGCAAGACACUCAUCUUUUAACAACACAAAACAUUCUGAUGAUGGACAGUUCUCGAUGAUAAUUACGUCAACAUGGAAAUGCAAGAAGCUCAAGAUGUCACAGUGUUCUUCUGAUAGCGAGAUCUUGCAUGCUUUAUGUUCAAAUCGUUCAACUACUAAGGCCUCUGAUGCUGAUCUUAAAGACAUUUUCUGCUGGAUCUGUGCUUGUAAGACUGGUACUUGUGUACUGAAGUAACAUAUUUGUAAUGUAAUGUGAAAUCCCGUCAUAUGAGACAUUGCGCUGCUGUUGGUCGCUUCUCUGGAGCAAAAUCGAGAAGAGGGUUCAAAAAUUCUGCAAACUCACGGGCAUCCGACUCAGGGAAUUUGUAUUUGUCAGCAAGAAGCCGAUCCAGUGGCCAGAACUUCAGCCUACGGAUCCUCUUCAGGCCCCCAUAUCUGUCAAAGAAGUCCUUUGAUCGAGAUCCUGCAAUAGCAAUCUGGACUCCCAAGAAAAGAUCAUCAGUAUCGGAUUCCUUCAGGAGUCAAAAAGUGUGAAAAGGAAAUAUACCUUUCGUGGCAUUUUUCCUAGAAGUUCCAUCAUCAGAGCCAAGUGAUCCUAUAAGCCAGACCCAAAAGUCAAAUGACAGGAAAAAUUACAUUUUGAUGAAAAUAUAAUUUACUCAGGGACAUUGGUGCAUGUCAAAGAGAAAUAUGGUUUUGAAAAAGUAAUUAUUUUCUCCUAAAGAUGAUGAAGUUUGUGAGUCUGAUCUUGUACAAAUAUAUGGCCUAAAAACCCGACCUCUGUAAUUAAUUUGAACAGCUGUAGUGCAGAAGUACAGAAAGAUUGCUUGCCUUGAGAAAUUUACUUUCAAAA
Elaeis guineensis (African oil palm) is the source of this 2350-nucleotide messenger RNA. RefSeq lists its product as uncharacterized. The record is from RefSeq and is a predicted model, not a curated record. Lineage: Eukaryota; Viridiplantae; Streptophyta; Magnoliopsida; Arecales; Arecaceae.